Molecule: messenger RNA, 1513 nt
Organism: Megalops cyprinoides (Indo-Pacific tarpon)
Lineage: Eukaryota; Metazoa; Chordata; Actinopteri; Elopiformes; Megalopidae
Product: pinopsin-like
Exons: 4
Coding region: 142-1341 (399 amino acids)
Biological process (GO): G protein-coupled receptor signaling pathway; visual perception
Cellular component (GO): photoreceptor outer segment; membrane
Molecular function (GO): G protein-coupled receptor activity
Source: RefSeq, a predicted model, not a curated record
GUAAGCAACACGCGACUUGCGCAGCGUGGUUGCCUGACUUCGCUACUCUGGCUGAGCCCGAGGAACUACACUGUGAGAGGGCAUCUCCUGCCCAGGUCCCGUUUGUCGCUUUGCACUCUCCGGUAGUGAACCCUGGCCGGCAUGGUUGUGCAGCACUGGGACCUGAAUUUCAGCACCAGUGACAGCUCCAUCCUAAACAAAAGCGCUAAUGUCAGCUUGCGAGACUCCUCGGCGCCUCAGGACCCCUCCGGUCUGAGCAGGACUGGCCACACGGUGGUGGCGGUCUUCCUCGGAUUCAUCCUAAUUCUAGGAUUCCUGAGCAACUUCCUUGUCCUGCUGAUCUUUGCAAGGUUCCAGGCGCUGCGAACUCCCAUCAAUCUCAUCCUGUUGAACAUCAGCGUGAGCGACAUGCUAGUUUGCAUAUUUGGGACUCCGUUCAGCUUCGCCGCGAGUCUCUACGGUAGAUGGCUCAUAGGGCAUCACGGCUGUAAGUGGUACGGCUUCGCCAACGCACUUUUCGGAAUCGUGUCCCUGGUGUCCCUGUCCACGCUGUCGUAUGAGCGCUACUCGACGGUGCUCUGCUCGGCCAAGGCUGACGCAUCCGACUACAGGAAGGCGUGGCUGUUCAUCGGGGGCUCGUGGCUCUACUCGCUGGUGUGGACCGUGCCGCCGCUCCUGGGCUGGAGCAGCUACGGGCCUGAGGGUCCAGGCACCACCUGCUCGGUGCAGUGGGAGCAGCGCUCGGCAAACAGCGUCUCCUACGUGGUCUGCCUCUUCGUCUUCUGCCUGCUGCUGCCCCUGCUGCUCAUGGUCUUCUGCUACGGGAAGAUCAUCGUCGUCAUUCGAGGGGCAGCCAAGAUCAACCAGACGUCCGCGCAGAGGCGGGAGAACCACAUCCUGGUGAUGGUGGUGUUCAUGGUGUCCUGCUACCUGCUGUGCUGGAUGCCAUACGGGGUGAUGGCGCUGGUGGCCACCUUUGGUAGGAAGGACCUGGUCAACCCCGUGGCCAGCAUUGUGCCCUCCAUCCUGGCCAAGAGCAGCACUGUGAUCAACCCCAUCAUCUACGUGCUCUUCAACAAUCAGUUUUACAGGUGCUUUGUGGCCCUCGUGAAAUGCGGGGCAGAGCAUCAGUCGGGCCACACCCUCAACACCCAGCCCAGCAGCAGGGUCGAGGACCACCUGGGCAAUGGCCUGCCCCUCCCCCUCCUGGGGCCCAUCACAUCCCCUGAGCUCUCCGGGACGCCCUUCGGCACCCAGAUCGGCGCCCUACAGCAAGAGAGUGGCACCCUGGUCCUGGUGGUGCACUACACCCCCCGACGAGCUGGGCAGCAAAGCCAGUGAUAGGGGAGGUUUGGGGGGCAUAUUUGGGCGGACCCACCAUGGAGGGGCCAAUGGAGGUCCGGUCCCAGACUGACAGACAGACAGACAGAAAGACUGAGCAGGGCACCUGUGAACCACGGCCACCUGCUCUCUGCUGUGAAGCUUCGCGUCUCUUUUCUUUGCGGUUGUUUCU